This is a messenger RNA of Drosophila sulfurigaster albostrigata, 2356 nucleotides long. RefSeq names its product serine/threonine-protein kinase TBK1 (gene IKKepsilon). Gene Ontology annotation, biological process: peptidyl-serine phosphorylation. Gene Ontology annotation, cellular component: cytoplasm. Gene Ontology annotation, molecular function: ATP binding; protein serine/threonine kinase activity. The record is from RefSeq and is a predicted model, not a curated record. NCBI's taxonomy places the organism in Eukaryota, Metazoa, Arthropoda, Insecta, Diptera, Drosophilidae. The coding region runs from base 111 to 2273 and encodes 720 amino acids. The transcript has 7 exons.
CCACACUGUUUGUUGACUUGCAUUCGACAGCAAUAACAACUACUAUCUUUCUGCUGUUUUCACCAGUUGAUUUCAUGAAAUUAAAUUAAAAAUUAAAUACAAUUUCCAAUAUGUCAUUCCUGCGUGGUUCACUGAACUAUGUUUGGUGCACUACCAGCGUGCUGGGCAAAGGCGCCACCGGUUCUGUGUUUCAGGGCGUUAACAAGACAACUGGUGAAUCGGUGGCCGUCAAGACUUUCAAUCCAUAUAGCCAUAUGCGUCCUGCUGACGUUCAAAUGCGCGAAUUCGAAGCACUCAAGAAGGUGAACCAUGAAAACAUUGUCAAACUGCUGGCCAUCGAGGAGGAUCAGGAAGGACGUGGUAAAGUCAUUGUCAUGGAGCUCUGCACAGGCGGCAGUCUUUUCAACAUACUCGAUGAUCCCGAGAACUCUUAUGGGCUACCAGAGCACGAAUUCCUGCUGGUGCUGGAGCAUCUGUGUGCCGGCAUGAAGCAUUUGCGUGACAAUAAACUUGUGCAUCGUGAUCUCAAGCCUGGUAACAUAAUGAAAUUCAUCUCUGAAGAUGGCCAGACAAUCUAUAAACUAACAGACUUUGGUGCUGCGCGAGAACUCGAGGAUAAUCAACCCUUUGCCUCGCUCUACGGCACAGAGGAGUACUUGCAUCCUGAUCUCUACGAGCGUGCCGUGUUGCGCAAGUCCAUACAACGCUCAUUUACCGCUAAUGUGGAUCUGUGGUCCAUUGGCGUCACCCUCUACCAUGUGGCUACUGGAAAUUUGCCCUUUCGUCCCUAUGGAGGUCGCAAGAAUCGCGAGACAAUGCAUCAGAUAACCACCAAGAAGGCAUCGGGCGUUAUUUCGGGCACUCAGCUGGCCGAGAAUGGUCCCAUCGAAUGGUCCACCACACUGCCACCACAUGCACAUCUCUCACAAGGUCUCAAAACACUCGUGACGCCACUUUUAGCCGGCUUGCUGGAGGAGAAUCGUGAGAAGACUUGGUCGUUUGAUCGGUUCUUUCAGGAGGUUACUUUAAUACUGCGCAAACGUGUCAUUCAUGUGUUCUUCACGAAUCGCACCACUUCGGUGGAAGUUUUUCUGGAGCCGGACGAGCAGAUCGACAACUUCCGGGAGCGCAUCUUUCUGCAGACCGAAGUGCCAUUGGAGAAGCAAAUACUGCUGUUCAACAACGAGCAUCUAGAGAAGAAGGUGACGCCACGAACCAUAGCCAAGGCGUUUCCUGGCACAACCACAGAGCAGCCAAUAUUCCUCUACAGCAAUGAUGAUAAUAAUGUGCAGUUGCCACAGCAGUUGGAGCUGCCCAAGUUCCCAGUAUUUCCGCCAAACGUCUCCGUUGAAAACGAUGCCAGUUUGGCAAAGACAGCAUGCAGCGUUGGGCAUGAAUGCAAGCGACGAGUGGACAUAUUUACCACAAUGGACAUAUUGAUCAAGAAGGGUGUCGAGCAAUUUAUCGAGAUGUUGAUUACCACAAUUACCUUACUGUUGAAAAAAACGAAGAGCUUUGACAAUUUGCUGUCGACUGUGGUGGACUAUGCAGAUGUGGUGCAGAACAUGAGUCGAGUGACAAAAGGAGAUCAGGAGCUAAAGAGCUUGCUUAGCGCCUUGGAGACUGUGAAAUCAGAUUUCGAUGCAGCAGCCGAUGUGAUAACACAAAUGCACAAACACUUUGUUACAGACGACGAACUCAAUGAACAGUGGACAUCGUCGAUGCAUGGCAAAAAGUGUCCAUGCCGCACUCGAGCGAGUGCUCAAGCCAAGUAUUUGGUGGAACGUUUGCGUGAUUCGUGGCAACACCUUUUGCGGGAUCGUGCUACACGUACAUUGACCUACAACGAUGAACAGUUCCAUGCCCUGGAAAAGAUCAAGGUGGAUCACAAUGGCAAACGCAUCAAGCAAUUGCUGCUGGACAAUGUCAAUCCGGCUGUUGCACAAAUGGCCGAGUGCCUGGCGGAUUGGUAUAAAUUGGCGCAAACCGUUUAUCUUAAGACACAAAUCUUGGAGAAGGAUGUGCGUGAUUGUGAACGCAAAUUAUAUGAUAUACGCGACGAGCUGUAUCACAUCAAGUCGGAACAGAAGCUCGAUGUGGAUACUAAGAACAUUUCGAGCAACAAUCAAUUGGCCAAAAUUGAGGAACGCAAUCGGUUGCGCAUUAUGAAACAGCAGCAACUGGAAGUCAUGGCUGUGAUGCGAAAGAAUAGUGAACUUAUUGCGCUCCUAAGCAAUUUGGGCAUUAUCGAUGGCAAAGUAAAUGGUAGCUAGCUUACUUGUAAGAUUAUACAGAAAUUAGUUAAGUAAAAAUAUAAUAACGUGUUUUUGACAAUUUAUAAUGUUAAUAAGUGCAU